Messenger RNA from Myiozetetes cayanensis, 2887 nucleotides. RefSeq lists its product as uncharacterized. The transcript is spliced from 4 exons. NCBI's taxonomy places the organism in Eukaryota, Metazoa, Chordata, Aves, Passeriformes, Tyrannidae. The record is from RefSeq and is a predicted model, not a curated record. Gene Ontology annotation, molecular function: calcium-dependent protein binding. The coding region runs from base 921 to 2309 and encodes 462 amino acids. Gene Ontology annotation, cellular component: nucleus; cytosol.
AGGAAGCAGCAGAAAUUGCCAGGUUUUAUCCCUGCAGUUGCACACACACACACCCCCUCCCUUUUUUAAGCAGUAGGUAGUCGAAGCAACAGGAAGACAAAAAGACAUUCCUUUAAAUCCUUGCUCAAAAAGAGGACAGGAAAUACCUUUCCUUAGUCCAAAUUCCCCUGCUGGGUGAGAGUCAAGUGCAGGGCUUUCAGGUCCAGAGAUUCCCGUUGGGGGAGUCCUCCCUGGGAGGAAAAAACACCAUUUGUUUGUGAAUGCUUGGAAACCACUGAGUUUUCCGGGAAAGGUUCUUUAUCUGGUGAUCUUGGGUUGUGAUGUGUGUUUUGUGUGAGUGAUUAAUCCCCUCCUGAGUGUCCCCUCUGCUCCUUUACUCUUCCCUUGCUCGUUUUUUUCCUGACCCUCCCUAAAAAUAGACUUUUCCCCGUGUUUAUUUGUGUCUUUGCAGGGUGGGCCUUGAGGCACCGGGAGGUUUUAUUUAAUACCUGAAGUGGGAGCUGGGAGCUGGGGUUGUGAGCUGGGAUUCCUGGGCUCUGCUGGGAGUGAUUUGCAGCAGUUUUGCAGGAGGUGGCACCGAGGUGUUGGUGACUGGGGGUUUGUGUUGGUCCUGCCUGAUAAAACCCCCUGUCAGGGGGAUUUGGUGGUUGUUACGUGUCAGGACCCCAAAGAGUCGAGAAUAGAGAUCAAGGAGUUCAAGCUGUGGUGCCUCAGCCAGUGUUUUCACCUGCCCUGUUAUCUCCCAGCACCUUUGGGAAGCAGCUGGGUUCAUUUUAUUGACGGUGUUGUUUUGCUGGCAGGUUGGAGCCGACUCCUGCUGAUUCCUGCUCCGAAGGGGCUGCUCAGAGGGCACCGGGAGCUGACAGAGCUCAGAACAGGCCUCUAGAGCUGGCAGCAGAGAUCCAGGCAGCGCCAGCACCAUGGCAGACGGUUCCCCUCAUCCCCCUCACCCCCCUGGGCUCUGCCUGCGGCGGGAAUUCAAACAGGAUGCACUUCCCAGGGCCAAGAGGUCGUCGGAUUCGGCGGCGCAGCUCCCGGCCCUGCAGUCGGCCAAGAGGGUGUGUGUGCUGAGCCAGGCCUGCAGCACUCCAAAGCCAUCAGACAGCCUGCUGCUCCUCUCCCCGGGGUCUCCCUGCUCCCAUUUCCUGGAUGACAGCGGCCAGGGUGAUCUUGCCGCUGAUUUCUGUGGGUCGAGGUACGACGACGUGGCCGUUUCGCUGGACACCAGCGGGUGCUUCGACGACGCCGAGCUGGACGACUCCCUGCUGGAACUGUCAGGCAGCGAGAAAGGGAACUCUCCCUUCGAUUACACCGAGGAGGAGAUCCAGGAAAUCUUGGCAGAUGACUGCAUGGAAGCUGAGCAGCAGCACCUGAUUAGCCAAAGCCAUCUGAGCCAGAGUGUAAAUGAGGAGAGCGGAGAGGCCGAGAGCGGCAGCUGCAGCGGGGCCUCGCUCGGUGAAGAUGCCGCGGAGAUGGCGGAGGAACCGGAGGAACCUCUGCCCCAGGAGGGUUCCACAGUCAGUUCUGGGUGUUAUCCUGGCUUUCUGAGUGGAAGUGCCGGUUUGGGUGGGAUCCACCUGCAGCAGGAGCUCGACCUGCAGGAUCUCCUGCACCUCGGCCCGUUCUCUGCCGGCCGUUCCGAUGAGCCCCCGGAGGGCAAUUAUCAGGUGGAGGUGGAAAGAGAAGCUCUAGAAGCAAUGAUAGAUGAUUGUUUAGGAUAUGCUACGACUGCUGGUAGCUGCAUUCCCGAAGAACCCCUGGAGCCUGAAGGCCAGGAAAGCCUGGCUUUGGAUUGCCUGGGAAGAGCCGUGCCCGUGUCUCACCUUGGCCGGAGCGCAGCUGAUGAGAGCCCAGCACCUGGGGCUGGAAACCAAGGGCUUCCCAAAGCAACAACGAGGUGGUUUUCAAGGAAACCAGACUCUCCAGAGGAUGGUGAAGGGGAAUCUCCAGGAGCUGAGCAGCCAUCAGGAGACGUUAAAUUAAGUGACACAACUGUAGUCCAGACUGUGCAGGAAGAGACAACCAGUGGGAAGAAAUCUGGCAAGGUUAUUAUUGCCCCACAGGAGAAGGAGAAAAGACUGAAACAACGGCCCUGCAUGUCAGAAGUGAAAGCUGAGCAAAAGAAACGUUUCCAUCCAGAGUGUGCACAUCCACAUGAUGAAAAGUGUCCCCCCUGUGUCAGAAAUUACCCAAGGGCCAACAAGAAACCUACCCAGAGGUACAGCCAUGCCCACUGGGUGAGCAAGAACUUGGCCAAACUCCACGAUUUCCAGAGCAUUCCCGACCACUUCCAGUGUAACCCCGUUUGAUUUUUUCCGCUGUGUUCUGCCUUUAGGAGUUGAUAACUGGUUUGGUUUUUAAGUGGUUUGUACUGGGACAAGUUGUCUUCUGAUCUGCUUUUGAAAAGGCCAGUGGGAGUUUCCUCUGUUUGGGACAGGUUUGGAGAUGAAGUUUAAACCUGGUCUGUUUGGUUUGUUGUUUUUUUUUUUGUGGGCAGCUUUUAUGCCUUGCACCCUUGGGACUGCAACCAACCUCCUCACAGGUCACAUUGGGGGUUGUUGGAUCGUUGCACUGCUGGAAACUGGAAAAAUGGGCUUUGAAGUGGGGGAAAAACUUGAUCUAAAGCUUGGCAUCGAAUCUCCUGCAGCGAUUGGGAUCCCUUUGGGGAACAGAAAGGUUUAGAACUGGGAGAAGCAGCUGUGGCUGCUGUUCUGUUGGACAAAGCUCUGUGUGUGUGUUCCGAGCUCGGGAGAAGCUGCUGAUGUCACUGCUGGCUUCUCUUGUUCUCUUGUUGUUUUUGUCCCUGAAAAGUUUGCCUUUUUUUGAUUGUUUUGACUUGUUUUCCUUUGUGACUUCUCUUGUUAAAAUAUUUAACGAGAUCUGCGCU